CGCUUGCGCGCUGCGCGGCCGGCUCCCAGCUCAGCGCAAGAUGGCGGCGGGCGCCUCGGACCCCUUGGAAGAGAUGCUGCUCUUCUCCGAGGAGGUGGACGAGAAGGCGGUCAGCGAUCUGGUGGGCUCCUUGGAAUCGCAGCUGGCCGGCAGCCGGAGCUCCGCCGAGGCGCCCCAGCCCAGGACUUCCGCCCCGUCCCAGCAGCAGCAGCAGCAGCCGCAGCAGCAGCAGCACCAGGGGAGCCUAGCGGGGGGCAGCAGCCCCGUCCGGCAGCAGCAAGGGCAUCCCGCGCUUCCUCCCACUCCCGUGGCAGAUGAGGCUGCGGCGGGGUGUCCCGGAGCCGCGGAGAGCCGAACCCCUACUCAGGGGCAGCUCCCGUCCCCGUCCCCCCCGGCGGCGGCAGCGGCGGCAGCAGCAGCAGCGGCGGCAGGGAGGGGAGUGAGUGUAAACAGUAGUAGUGUGCAGCAAUCACAUGGAGCGGCUCUCCUCAGCAGCGGCAGCAGCCCCGGCGCGCCCGCCGCCCCUGCCCCUGCGCAGCCCGCCGCUCUCUCGCCCUCCGGCGCCCCUGCCCAGCCUGUCAACAGCCAUGUGGCUGCCGGCGCCACUGCCCGGGAAGUGGGAAGCCCCAGCCCCAGCCCGCCCGCCGCCGAGAGCACGCUACCGCCGUCGCAGCGCAACGAGGCCGCGGGGGGGAGCGGGACCCCGGCCGGGGGGGGCGGGCCGGCGGGAGUGGCGGAGGGUGCUUCUGCUGCUGCCACCGCGGCGCUCCCCGGCGAGGCGGCGCCCAACGGGGAGGGUGCGGGGGGCCGGCCGGCGGCAGUCCCACCAGUCAGCAGCCACGGCAGAGCAGACGCCGCCACGGCACAGAUAAAACCCGCGCACGGCCCGCUCUCCGCAGUAAACGCACUCAGUAACUCAGCCAGUCCCGCGCCCGCCGCACCGCCGGGGCAGGGCUCGGCCCCCAACUGCGCUCCGGCUGCCCCCGCAGCGCCCAAGCCGGCGGUCAGCGCUGCCAAGGCGGGCGCUGCCCCCCUUGCAGCCCCGCAAGCUCUUUCUCCCCGUCCGGCAUUGAGUGCUGCCCCCAGGAUCGUUGCCCCGCAGCUGAUCAUGAGGCCGCAGCACCAGACCACCAUCCAGCUGCCCCCCGGCUUCACCAUCCCGCCGGGUAUGGUCUUAGUGCGCACGGAUGCUGGACAGCUUGUAAUGGUGCCUCAGCAGGCUCUAGCACAUGCCCAAAUGCAGGCUCAAGUACAUACGCAGGCACAGGGUACUCCCACCAUGUCACCGAGACUUUCCGUGCCCACAGCUGGCCCUGUUUUUCGCCUAUCAACAGCUCAGCAACCAACUUCUGUAGCCACAUCUCCUGUCCGCCUGGGACUUCCAGUGCAAGCCAAAGUUGUUCAGUCAGCUGCACCUGUCAGUGCUACAUCUGCUGCAACUCUGCCAGGAGGCUCUAUUCUUGCCCAGACCACAGUAUCAGUAGCUACGACGAGUGCUCAGAAUUUAUUCAAGGCAACAGUAGCAACUGGAGCAUCAGCUUCUCAACAACUUGCAGUAAUUACUGGUGGACAAACUCAAGCUUCAGCACAAACCCAGGGUCAGCCUCGGCUGCCAGUUCCACCUCAUACAACAGCACAAGUACCAGCACAGCCCCCCGUCAUACCAAGCUCUCCUGUAGCUGGAACUACAGUUGUAUCACAGGAAAUGCAAGAGAAUGUGAAAAAAUGCAAAAACUUUUUAGCUACCCUUAUAAAACUUGCUUCUCAUAAUUCACCAUCUCCAGAAACAUCCCGUAAUGUGAAAGCUCUGGUUCAAGAUUUGCUGGAUGCGAAGAUUGAUCCAGAAGAAUUUACAGCCCGCCUUCAGUCGGAGCUCAAAUCGUCUCCUCAGCCAUAUCUUGUACCUUUCCUUAAGAAAAGUCUACCUGCACUGAGACAAUCUUUACUGAAUAGUCAACAUUCAGUUUUGCAAGGACAGCCGUCUCAGCAGUCACUUCAACAAACCAAGCUGUCACAAGUUAUACCUCAGUCUGCCUCUGGAAGCAUUUCCUCUGUUGUCACCACACAGACAAUGGGAAUAAGGCAACCAAACAACGUUUGCACAGUCUCUGUAUCAAAUACAGUGCAGCCUCCUCAGGUUAAGGUGGUACAGUCAAAUCAGAGUUCACAACUGCAGAUUAUCCAGUCAACAUCUGCUCAAACUGUGAAACGAACCCCUGCUUGCCAGACUACCCAGAUUAGGAUGCCAGUGGUAAUAACUCAGACCAUUAGACCACAAGGCACAGUAGGGAAGGCACCAACAAUACAAGCCAGCAAAAGUCCUGGGGGCUUUGGUGUUCAGGUCUCUGCAAAUCAGAAAAACAAGCUGAAUGACCCUGGAGGUGGUUCUUUCAGAGAUGAUGAUGACGUCAGUGAUGUUCCCUCUAUGGCUGGUGUUAAUCUUAAUGAAGAAAGUGCCCGCAUUUUGGCUGCCAACUCUGACUUGGCUGGAACUCACAUACAGUCCUGUAAAGAUGAACCCUUUCUUGCUGCUAUACCUCUACAUAAACGCAUACUUGAAAUUGCUAAAAAAUUUGGAAUUACUGAUGUGCCAGCUGAAGUGGUUACUUUUAUUUCCCAUGCAACACAAAACAGAUUAAAAACAAUGAUAGAAAAAGUAACACUGAUAACCCAGCACCGGAUGGAAUCGUACAAAGAUGAUGAGUGGUAUGAACAAUCUACAGAUGUCCGAUCACAGUUAAAGUUUUUUGAACAGUUGGAGCGUUUAGAAAAGCAAAGGAAGGAUGAACAGGAGAGGGAAAUCUUGUUGAAGGCUGCCAAGAGUCGCUCAAGGCAAGAAGACCCAGAGCAAGCCAGACUGAAACAAAAAGCAAAGGAGAUGCAGCAACAAGAACUUGCACAGAUGAGACAGAGAGAUGCCAAUCUCACUGCAUUGGCAGCUAUUGGUCCUCGGAAGAAACGGAAGCUUGAUUCACCUGGACUGCUUGCCACAGGGGGAGAGGUGACACCUGGUCGUUAUCCACUGCUCUCCUAACUGAUGGAGACUGGGGAGCUCUGGGGACCGUGAGAUUCAACCAGAUUUGGAUAAGAGGCUUCUUUGUAACAAAGGCUGUUACAAAAAAGGUGUUACCGGAAGCAGAAGCUCAGACUUGCAGGUAUAGACCCUGAGUAAUUUCUUUUCAGCCUUCCUGAGAAAAUCAAAACACCCGAAGGGAUGGGUCUGGAAAGAGGUUAAUGAA
Pezoporus flaviventris is the source of this 3239-nucleotide messenger RNA. Its product is annotated as transcription initiation factor TFIID subunit 4-like. NCBI's taxonomy places the organism in Eukaryota, Metazoa, Chordata, Aves, Psittaciformes, Psittacidae. Gene Ontology annotation, biological process: DNA-templated transcription; transcription initiation at RNA polymerase II promoter. Gene Ontology annotation, molecular function: protein heterodimerization activity; DNA binding; RNA polymerase II general transcription initiation factor activity. Bases 41 to 3034 code for a protein of 997 amino acids. The record is from RefSeq and is a predicted model, not a curated record. The transcript is spliced from 15 exons. Gene Ontology annotation, cellular component: transcription factor TFIID complex.